Molecule: messenger RNA, 1244 nt
Organism: Pteronotus mesoamericanus
Lineage: Eukaryota; Metazoa; Chordata; Mammalia; Chiroptera; Mormoopidae
Gene: PIH1D1
Product: PIH1 domain containing 1
Exons: 10
Coding region: 122-994 (290 amino acids)
Biological process (GO): box C/D snoRNP assembly; rRNA processing
Cellular component (GO): ribonucleoprotein complex; R2TP complex; cytoplasm
Source: RefSeq, a predicted model, not a curated record
CCGUACUCCAGCGUGGUGAAGAUCUCUCGGGCGCGGGUCUCUGCGCGCGUGGCAGCCAUCACCCGUCCAGAUCACCUUCCACCGACUGCCGGGCGCUCUGCCCAAGGAAACCUUGAGGGCCAUGGUGGACUCGAAACUGCUGGUGCCGGAGCUAAACGAGGCAGAGGCAAUGGGCGCUGAGACGGCGCGUUUCGAGGAGCUGCUGCUGCAGGCCUCGAAGGAGCUCCAGCAAGCCCAGACAAGCAGACCAGAAUCAACACAGAUCCAACCUCAACCUGGCUUCUGCAUAAAGACCAAGUCAUCCCAAGGGAAGGUUUUCAUCAACAUCUGUCACUCUCCCUCCAUCCCUCCUCCGGCCGAUGUGACUGAGGAUGAGCUCCUUCAAAUGCUGGAGGAGGACCAGGCUGGGUUUCGCAUCCCCAUGAGUCUGGGAGAGCCUCACGCCGAGCUGGAUGCAAAAGGCCAGGGCUGUACUGCCUACGAUGUAGCUGUCAACAGCGACUUCUACCGGAGGAUGCAGAACAGCGAUUUCCUGCGGGAGCUGUUGAUCACUAUCGCCAGGGAGGGCCUAGAGGACAAAUACAGCCUGCAGCUGGAUCCAGAGUGGCGCUUGUUGAAGAACCGGCCUUUUGUGGGCUCCAUCUCCCAGCAAAAUAUCCGCUCCCAGCAGCGGCCUCGGAUCCAGGAGCUGGGGAACCUGUGCACGGCCGACUCUUUGAGGCCUAAGGAAGGCCCUGAGAAGCCGCACCUGAACCUGUGGCUGGAAGCCCCUGACCUCCUCUUGGCGGAAAUCGACCUCCCCAAACUGGAUGGAGCUCUAGGGCUGUCGCUGGAGAUUGGGGAGAACCACCUGGUGAUGGGGGACCCCCAGCAGCUGUACCAUCUGGAUGCCUACAUCCCCCUGCGGAUCAACUCUGACCAGAGCAAGGCGGCCUUCCAUCAGAAGAGAAGGCAGCUGAUGGUCGCCAUGCCCCUCCUGGCCGCGCCUUCGUGACUCGCUGUCUCCCUGUGCUUCCAGGUGGGAGGAGAAGGCAGUAGCUUCUCUAAAAUUGAAAUGAAAGAUUUUUGGCCCUGGCCGGUGUGGCUCAGUGGGCUGAGCGCCGGCCUGCGAACUGAAAGGUCACCAAUUUGAUUCCCAGUCAGGGCACAUGCCUGGGUUGCGGGCCAGGUCCCCAGUUGGGGGCGAAUGAGAGGCUAGUUCCUAUCACACAUGGAUGUUCUUGUCCCUCUCUUUUCUCCCUCCC